ACACAAAAUAAUCAUAAAAAGAGACAAAACGACCACAAACAGAGUGAUUAUGACCAAAAAUGACCACAGAGAGACACAAACUGACAAAGAAACAAAAAUGACUGAAAAAGGCUCAAAAAGACACAAAAUGACAACAGAAAAAACACAAAAUGACUCAAUGAGACACAUGAUUAUCAUAUAAAGAUACAAUACGACGAGAAACACACGAAACAACUACAAAAAGUUGCAAAAUCACCACAGAGACACACAAAAUGACCACAAAACACCUAAAAUGACCAGAAACAGACUGGAAAUGACCACAAAAAUGCACAAAAUGACCACAAAAAGAUCUAAAAUUCCCACAAAACAGUCUGAUAAUGAACAGAAAAAUUUAAAUGUGAAUAUUUUUGCACUAAAACAAAGGAAACAUUUGGAGUAGUUGUUAUUUAUAGGCUAUUCUGCUGUGAUUUUACUGGUCCGGUCCACUGGAGAUCAAACUGGGCUGAAUGUGAAACCUGGACUAAGAUGAGUUUGACACUCCUGAUCUAAAGUUUGUAUUUCCAUUCACGCCCAUUUAAGGGGUCAAAUGAACAUGAAUUAGACAGGAAUUUUUAUCAAAUUAGACAAAAGUUUUCCUACUAAUAGAUCUGCUCUGAGCCACAGCUGUCAGCUUAUAUGUCACUCGUUCAGAAUGAAUUGAGAAACACCGGUCUGUCUUUCAUGGUUUAUUACGUUUAUGCAGCUCAUUUCACUGGGAGGGAAUCUCUACAGUCACACAAACAAAUUCCAUAUGCAAACAUGCUGCACUCAACAAACAUUCCCCAGAAAGAUGCAAAAUCCUUCCCUCUGUCAGUCAGCUCUUUGAAAAACAGCUGAUGUGUUUCUAGCGGCCUCACUGAGCUUCUCUGAGCUGGAGGUGAAGGAUGUUUGUGUUUCUGCUGGUAUCCUGCCUGCUGCUGCUGCUGCAGGCGGCUGAUGGGGAACUGGAUCACAGCUCUCAGGGUCAGGGGAUGCAGCUACAAGGCGACUUCUCCAUCGCUGGGUUCUUUCCUCUCCACUACAUUGACCAAGAAAGUACCGGUCUGCCUGCUUUGGCUCCAUGCAGCGAAGGUGUAGCCAGCCAACAUGGGUUUCAUAUGAUGCAGGCCAUGAGGUUUGCUGUGGAGGAAAUCAACAACGGCAGAGGAGAGCAGCCUCUUUUACCGGGAGUGAAGCUCGGCUACCAGCUGUAUGACGUCUGUUCUGAGCCCUACGGCAUCCUGGCUGCUCUGGACCUGGUGGAGCAGCAUCACCAGAACCCUGCAUCAUCUGGUUCACAGGGAGAAACAAACUCCAGCAAAACGCAAACAACGCUGGCUGUUAUCGGACCUGACAGCAGCAGCACGACGUUCAUCCCCGCUGCUUUACUGGGAGCCUAUUUCAUACCACAGAUCUCUUACGAAGCAUCAAACGAACAGCUGAGCAACAAGUUCACCUAUCCGUCCUUCUUCCGGACAAUCCCCAGUGACAAGAACCAGGUAGCAGCCAUCAUCCAGAUCCUGGUUCGCUUCAACUGGACGUGGAUCGCUGUCCUGGGCAGCGACAACGCCUACGGACUGCAGGGGAUGGAGGGUCUGGUCAAACAGGCUCCGGACCACGGCAUCUGCAUCGCCUACCAGGGCAUCAUCCCCGCCUACAGAGCCGACACCGUCCAGGUCAUGAGGAACGUCGUGGAUCAAGUCCUGAAAACCCAAGUCGGUGUCAUCGUGGUGUUCUCCAGCAGGACCAAACUCAACAAGUUCAUCCCGUUCGUCAUGGAGCGGAACAUCACCAACAAAGUGUGGAUAGGGACAGAGGACUGGUCGGUGUCUUCUCUCAUAUCAGGGAUUCCUGGGGUCCACACCAUCGGGACUGUGAUCGGCGUGGCAGUUAAAUAUGUGGCCUUCUCUAGUUUUAAGGAGUUUGAGCGACGGGUGCUUGAAGCGUCGAUGCAACAAAACGAGCAGAAAGACUCUGAUGGUCCCGUGGAUGAAGGCGACGUCUGUCUACAGAGCUUAGACCUGUACAGCCUCGUCAGGAUGAACUUCUCUCUGGAGGAAUACGACAUCACCUCCUCCUUUAACGUGUAUAAGGCGGUGUACGCCGUGGCUCACGCUCUGCACCGAACACUCGACUGUGAUUCUGGAGAAUGCAGCAAGAGACACGUGCAUCCAUGGGAGCUGCUCUAUCGGCUGAAGCAGGUGCGGUUCUCUCUGGAGAACUCUUCUGUAUACUUUGAUGUGAACGGCAACCCUCCCACAGGAUAUGACAUCAUCACCUGGAUCUGGAGAGGGACGAACUGGUCCUUCAGGAUCAUCGGCUCCUUCACACCCGACCCCAUUUCGCUCACGGUGGACGCUGAUGAGAUUGAGUGGUUCAACAGAGGAGGGCAGAGAGAAGUACCUCUGUCCAUCUGCUCUCCUCCCUGCCCCAAAGGCCACAGGAAGCUGCUGACGGGUCAACACACCUGCUGCUUCGACUGCCUGGCCUGUCCUGCUGCCACCUUCCUCAAUAAAAGCGAACCGACUCGAUGCCAGCCCUGCCUACCGGAGCAGUGGGCCCCACCCAGGAGUGAGGAGUGUCUGAACAGGACCGUCCUCCUGCUGGCCUGGAACACCCCCAUCUCCAUCGCCCUGCUCUUCUUCCUGGCCUCCUGCCUCCUCAUGACCUCCAGCUCUGCCGUCAUCUUCCUGCUCAACCUGAACACACCGGUGGUUAAAUCCGCCGGCGGCCGCACCUGCCUCCUGAUGCUGGCAGCACUGACCGCCGCCGCCCUCAGCUCUCUGUGCCACUUCGGAGAGCCGUCCCCUCUGGCCUGCAUCCUGAAGCAGCCUCUGUUCAUCUUCAGCGUCACCGUGGUCCUGGUCUGCGUCACCGUGCGCUCCCUUCAGAUCGUCUGCAUUUUCAAAUUUGCCUCCAAGCUGCCUCCGGCCUACGACAGGUGGGCCAAGAAGCACGGGCCGGAGGUCACCAUUUUCCUGUUGUCCUUCAUCAUCUUGGUCAUCUCUGUGCUCCGCGUGGCCCUGAACCCUCCCAGACCCUCCCAGGACCUGAACUUCUACCCGGACAGCAUCGUGUUGGAGUGCAGCCACACGCUGUCGGCCGGAGCAGGAGUGGAGCUGGGCUUCGUGUCGCUGCUCAGCGUCCUCUGCUUCUCCUUCAGCUACAUGGGCAAAGACCUGCCGGCCAACUACAACGAGGCCAAGUGUGUGACCUUCAGCCUCCUGGUGUACAUGAUGUCCUGGAUGAGCUUCUUCACGCUCUACCUCAUCAGCAGAGACCCGUUCACCAUGGCGGCGUACGUGUUCGCGACCCUCUUCAGCGUCGCGGCCUUCUUCGCUGGAUACUUCCUCCCCAAGAUUUACAUCAUCGUCCUGAAGCCGCAGAUGAACACGACGGCACAUUUCCAGAACUGCAUUCAGAUGUACACCAUGACCAAACAGUAGAACGUGUAGAAGCUGUUAGAUGACACAUAAUGUAGAUGUGUGAGGUCAAAUAAUGGUUUACUUUUACAUUGAUCUCAUUUUAAAAUAUAUGGGUCAAUAUAUAAUUGUGGCACUUUUUGUAUCAUAGUUGACAUUUUUGCUGUUUUCAGGCCUAAAACCAACAUGGCCGCCUACAACCAAACACCACAUGGCGGAAGGAAGGAGGAAAUGACAUCAUGUGGAACAGGUCAUGUGAUCUGGAAUUAACACACUUCCUGGAGAGGAGUUUUUGGAACGGGGAGCUUAGUGGAAAGGGAUUUAAUUUUUUAUUUUCCACAUAAAAUUUGAUAUAUUGCCAAAAAAAUAAAUAUCUGUCAUGAUUAUGUCAACUUAAUAAAAAGAACACAAUCCAAACUA
Acanthochromis polyacanthus (spiny chromis) is the source of this 3839-nucleotide messenger RNA. Its product is annotated as taste receptor type 1 member 1. The coding region runs from base 903 to 3443 and encodes 846 amino acids. The record is from RefSeq and is a predicted model, not a curated record. Gene Ontology annotation, biological process: G protein-coupled receptor signaling pathway. Gene Ontology annotation, molecular function: G protein-coupled receptor activity. The transcript has 6 exons. NCBI's taxonomy places the organism in Eukaryota, Metazoa, Chordata, Actinopteri, Pomacentridae. Gene Ontology annotation, cellular component: membrane.